CAUGAAGGUCUUAGUUUUGAUCUGGUGUUUUGUCUCUCUACUGGCCCAGGCCACAACAGCAGAGGAGGAAGAGGUAUUGGAUUCCAUACUGAGAGACAGAUCUCACAUUGAUGAGACAUUAAGAUUGGCAGCAGAAGAGAAUGCUGGAAACUAUGCAGCUGCUUUGCAGAAACUGAGAAUAAUCUACCACAAUUCCAUCAGGCCUAUGGAACAUGCCUACAAAUACAAUGAGCUCAGACAACAUGAGAUUUCAGCUUAUCCAGGACGCACCCUGGGGGAUUCAGCCACAGAUGGAGAAAUCACCUCCAAACCCAUGGUCCUGUUCCUUGGCCCCUGGAGUGUGGGGAAAUCCUCAAUGAUAAACUAUUUGCUGGGACUUCAAGACACUCCUUAUCAGUUAUACACAGGAGCUGAGCCCACUACCUCUGAGUUCACUGUGAUCAUGCACGGUGACAAAGUCCGAUCUGUAGAGGGGAUUGUAAUGGCUGCUGAUAGCACUCGUUCCUUCUCUCCCCUUGAGAAAUUUGGCCAGAAUUUUCUGGAGAAACUUAUUGGCAUUGAGAUGCCUCAUAAGCUCCUGGAGCGUGUCACAUUUGUGGAUACACCAGGAAUCAUUGAGAACCGCAAACAGCAGGAGAGAGGGUAUCCCUUUAACGAUGUGUGUCAGUGGUUCAUUGACCGUGCUGACCUAAUCUUUGUGGUAUUUGACCCCACCAAGUUGGAUGUUGGUCUUGAGCUAGAGAUGCUCUUCAGGCAACUGAAAGGACGAGAGUCACAGAUACGCAUCAUCCUCAACAAGGCUGACAGCCUGGCUACUCAGGAUCUCAUGCGUGUGUAUGGUGCCUUGUUCUGGAGCCUUGCACCACUUAUCAAUGUGACUGAGCCACCACGUGUGUACGUCAGCUCCUUCUGGCCCUACGACUAUACCCCCGACACCAGCCAUGAGCUCUUCAAGCGUGAGGAAAUUUCCCUCCUGGAAGACUUAAACCAGGUGAUUGAGAAUCGCCUAGAGAAUAAGAUUGCCUUCAUUCGCCAACAUGGCAUCCGUGUACGCAUCCAUGCCCUGCUUGUGGAUCGCUAUGUGCAAACAUUCAAGGAGAAAAUGAGCUUCUUCAGUGAUCCUGAAUUGGUGUUCAAGGAAAUUGUAGAUGACCCAGAUAAGUUCUAUAUCUUCAAGUCUAUCCUGGCCAAGACCAACGUCAGCAAGUUCGACCUGCCCAAUCUUGAUGCAUACCGUGAUUUCUUUGGCAUCAACCCAAUAAAUAGUUUCAAGCAGCUCUCUGCCCAGUGCUCUUAUAUAGGUGGCUGUCUGCUGGACAAGAUUGAAAGGGCAAUUACCACUGAUUUGCCAGGACUCCUGAGUAGCAUCCACUCAAAUAAAAACCCUACCCUGUCCUCCUGUGAGGCCACUGGCUGUGGAGAGAAGCCUAAGAAUCGCUACCGACGAAACUGAGAGAGGAAAGAGUGAUCAAAGGGAAAGGACAGGAGCAGUGGAAACAAAUCCUACUCCUUCUACAGGUCCAUUUCAGAAGUUGAGGAAACAUGCCAUCAGAGAAUUUUUUUUUUGCAUUUUUUUUUAAAUUGGGAAAAAGAGUCAGGGUUGGCAAUAUUUUGAGAAAACCUUCUGUUUUGUGCACUACAUUAAUGAACUGUUGUCAGUUUGGAAAGGAAAAUUUGUAA
This is a messenger RNA of Neoarius graeffei (lesser salmon catfish), 1680 nucleotides long. RefSeq names its product sarcalumenin (gene srlb). NCBI's taxonomy places the organism in Eukaryota, Metazoa, Chordata, Actinopteri, Siluriformes, Ariidae. Gene Ontology annotation, molecular function: GTP binding. The record is from RefSeq and is a predicted model, not a curated record. Bases 2 to 1453 code for a protein of 483 amino acids. The transcript is spliced from 7 exons.